This is a messenger RNA of Lecanosticta acicola, 1969 nucleotides long. Lineage: Eukaryota; Fungi; Ascomycota; Dothideomycetes; Mycosphaerellales; Mycosphaerellaceae. The record is from the annotation of a GenBank genome assembly.
AUGCCUCUCUUCGCCCGACUCUUGGCUCUUGGCCUCGCCGCCGCCUCCUCUGCUGUCGUCGAAGCCUCGCCGCAGUGGGGGAGGCCUGAGGGACGUCCGGACUGGCCGGAGGGACCUGCCACAUGGCCUCAACGACGUCCCGACUGGCCUCAGGGACGUUCCGAAUGGAGAGGAGCCGGUCAGAGCGCUGGCUCUCCAACAUACAACUACAUUUUCCAAUUUCCCCUCCCCAUCCCCGCCGUUGCUCAGCCUGCCUUCACCGAGACCAUCAAUGGCAAGACUGUCCAGUACUACGAGACGACCGUCUCGUCUUUCCAGAGGCAGAUCUAUCCCAACUUGGGUCCUGCCAACAUGAUCGGCUACAGUAAGUCGUACAUGCAAGUCUGGUAGCGAAAGCUGCUAACGAUGAAUAGACGGCACCGCGCCAGGGCCGACCUACAUGAUCCCAAGGGGCACUGAGAGCGUAAUUCGAUACCUGAACAACGGCAAGCAGACAGCUUCUGUCCACUUGCACGGCUCAUACACCCACGCAGUAUGGGACGGCUGGGCCGACGACGAGCUCCAGGUUGGCCAGUGGAAGGACUACUACUAUCCCAACUCGGAAUCCGCUCGUACCAUGUGGUAUCACGACCAUGCAGAUGGCCACACCGCGGACGAUGCCUACUACGGUCAGGCUGGUUUCUACAUCGUUACCGAUCCAGCCGAGAACGGUCUUGGCCUCCCAAGCGGCAAGCAUGAUAUCCCACUGGCGUUGAACGACAAGAUCUACCAGUCAAAUGGUGACUUGGCCUCACCUGAUGGCGAUACCGUGGGCUUCUUCGGCGACAUCAUCGAGGUCAACAACCAGCCGUGGCCAUACCUCAGCGUCGAGCCCCGCAAGUAUCGUUUCAGGAUGUGUGACAUGGCGCUGAGCCGCGACUUCGACCUCUACAUCGCCGACCAGAACAUGAACCACAUCCAGUUCCAGAUCAUUGGCUCCGACAGUGGUCUGUUCGGUGCUCCAGUCAAUGCUAAGGACGUCACCAUCUCGAACGGUGAGCGUUACGAGAUCGUCGUUGACUUCUCUGGCUUCAAGGGCCAAAACCUCACCCUGAUGGAUGGCAUGGCCACUACGCAGAUCCCGGAAUUCGACAAUACGGACAAGGUGAUGCGCUUCGUGGUGGGCCACACCGUCAGCGAUUCGUCGAACAAUGCUGUCCCCUCGACUCUGAACAGCAACAUUCCGUGGCCUGCGCAGCGAUCGACCAUCGACCACACAUUCAACUUCCAGAUGGGCGGAGCAGCAGAAUGGACCGUCAACGGCGUCAACUUCGACGACCCCAACAACCGUGUCCUCGCCCGUCCACCCCAAGGCACCGUCGAGCACUGGCAAUUCCGUCACACCGGCGGACCAGCCGUCCACCCCGUCCACGUCCAUCUCGUCAACAUGCAAGUCAUCUCUCGCACCGGUGGCGCGCGCGGCCUCAUGCCCUACGAGGCCGCCGGCCUGAAAGACGUCGUCAUGCUCGCACCAGGCGAGAUCGUCGACGUGAUGGCGAUCUACGGCCCCUGGAACGGAAUGUACAUGUUCCACUGCCACAACCUGGUCCACGAAGACCACCACAUGAUGGCGGCCUUCAACACGACCCGCCUCGCCGCUCUCGGCUACACGUUCGACAGCACCGAACAGUUCUCCGAUCCCUUGGAUCCCCGCUUCGCGCCCAAGGCUUACAAUGCCGCCGACUACUCCGACGCGGCCAAACACAGCGCCGUCUCGUCCCUGGUCGCGCUGAGCGCGUAUGCACCCGCGUCGUCUCUCAUGGCGGCCGAGGCGGCAUACUACGCCACGGCCGGCUACCACGGCGAUUCCAUGACCGCAGUGCAGACCGCCGCGCCCUCCAGCUCGGGCUAUGGCUUCGUACCCGCCGGCGUCAAGCCCACUUCGACCGCUCUCAUCCCGCGAGAGACAGGGUCUCCUUUCCACGCAUGA